Trypanosoma brucei brucei TREU927 is the source of this 561-nucleotide messenger RNA. RefSeq names its product reticulon domain protein. Lineage: Eukaryota; Euglenozoa; Kinetoplastea; Trypanosomatida; Trypanosomatidae. The coding region runs from base 1 to 561 and encodes 186 amino acids. The transcript has a single exon. The record is from RefSeq and is a predicted model, not a curated record.
AUGUCCUGUUUCCUUUGCAACCAGCUAAAGGGACUGACUCCAUGGGAGGUUUUGUCGUGGCACCGCCCCACAGCAACUGGUAGCCUCUUUGCUGUGCUACUCAGCACUAUUUUAUUCUUUUGGUACAUGAAAUAUACCGUGGUAACUUUUCUCUGCCGCCUCUUGCAAGUCCUUUUUGCUGCUAUGCCGCUUAUGGGAUUCAUGAAAUGGGGAACUUAUACCAAUGAUGAUAUUCAAAUGAUGGUGGACCGUUUCGCCGAUUGCUUCGCACCCUACGCCGUUUUGGUGUUACAAAAGAUCUACGAUUUGGUCACAUGGAGGGACAGGAAGCAGUCUGGUGCAAUUGCUGCACUUACUGUUGUGUUGGCCAUUGUUGGGAACUACUUUUCUGAUAUGGCUGUUCUUGGUCUUAUCGUUACACUACUCUUCACUGCUCCUGUGGUGUAUGAGAAGAACAAGGAGGUUAUUGAUAAUGCAACUGCAGAUAUCAUGGCUAUGGCUGAGGAGCAUUUGGGUGCCCUCCGCACAAAAGUGGACCAGUUGACAAAGAAGAACAAUUAG